Molecule: messenger RNA, 1880 nt
Organism: Limulus polyphemus (Atlantic horseshoe crab)
Lineage: Eukaryota; Metazoa; Arthropoda; Merostomata; Xiphosura; Limulidae
Exons: 3
Coding region: 502-1821 (439 amino acids)
Source: RefSeq, a predicted model, not a curated record
AAGCAAUUAGAAAGAAUAAUAAAAUCUGAAAGCAGGUUCACUCAACAGAGAAAUACAAUUCUCUAGAAUACAGCAAGUUUUCCCAGUACCGCCUGUAUCUGGAAUUAAAGUGAUUACAGGAAAUACGUGAAAUUUUCAGUAAGAGAACCACCAUGCCUGAAUGUUAUUUUCCUGAACAAAAAGUGAAAGUGGAGCUUCCAUAUUUUGUGUUAUAAAAGCUCAGGUUUAAGGGUUUUCAUUUCGUGCAGUGCUAGAAGCUGAACCAAGAUCGGAUUGUGAAGAGAAUUAAAAAAGUUAAGCUUGUCAUUUGAACAUCACCUAAUACCAAAACCAAUAACACUCGAUUUUAAUACACUGCUUGCGAAAAAUGUUGAAGAUUUAUCUACAGUGGUAGACACAGAAAACAUAGAAGUCGUCUCUGAAUAUUUUGGAUACUUAAUCAGUUACUUGUUAUAUGAUUGAUAAAAAUAGUAAACAAUAAAAGAGUAAGUAACUUCAGGAAUGUCUGAGGAUAUAUCAGCUGUCAAUUGUGGUGGUACUAAAAGUGAAAAUAUGAUUGAGGAGCAUGAAUUAAAUUCGCUAAAACUCUUGGAUAAAGCUGUGAGUGAUGCAACAAAAGUGGAUGCUCUUCAAGGUGUCGAGAGUGUUACAUUUGAUAAUGAGUGUAUACAAAGCCCUAUAAAUAUGAUUAUGAGUGAACCAGAAAUAACACAAUAUGACAACAAAAAAAUAAAUUCUGGUACUGUGGAAAGCAUGAUGGAAGAAACAGUCAUUAACACAUUUACACCAGUUGCAGAAGAUAAACAAUCAUGUGUUUUUCAAAUACCUGCAUCAAAUGAAUUUUCUACCAUUUAUGUUACAUCUCAAAGAACAAGCACUACACCAGUUGAAACUAUCCCUGAAAUUAUGAACAAAGCAAAUGAAGAAAAUUAUUUUAAUAAGAUUAAAAAAGGCAAUACAUUAAGCACGGAACCUGUUCCAGAAAAAAAAAUCAAACCCAUAUACAAUGGGAAUGAAUUAAAUAUUAAUUCUGAUAUCCUUGAAUCAAGAUUGUCAAUACUUUCUGUUAAAGGAACUACAAAAAAUGUUUUACAACAUAGGCGUUUUUCUCUUCCUUUUACAGCAAGUGAAUGCCAUGCCUCCAUACUAAAACAAUCACAAAGACAUUCUAUACAGUGUCCAGAAGACAAUUUAGCUCCAAGGUACUCCUAUCGCAACAUAUUUCAGCCAGAUCUCUCUAAUGUGGAAUGUUUAAAAAACCUAGGGAGGAAAGAACUAGAGGAGAUUUUAGAAGAUUCCUGUAAUUCAAAUAAUUUAGAAGAAGAAGAAAAUCUCACUGAAAGUGGUUUUGAUGAUAAAGGUUUCAUUUAUUCCCAAAUUUAUGAAGAUGAUAAUGAAGACAGUCCUGAUGAGUCAUCUGUAAUUUGUUUCGAAGAUGCAUCACAACUUAGCAUAGGAUCAAACAUUUUACGAGUAUCAUAUAAUUCAGAUGAUGAAAGUAACAUAUUUCAAAAAGAAAACAAUUCAAAAAAUGGUCUUUCAAGGUCUACACCUGAAGAUGCUAAACAAUCUUCUAAAAAUGAUGCACAGCAUCAGGUUAAAGCAAAUGAAAAGCAAUCUCCCUUGAACCUAUCUCAUUUUGACCAAAUCCUAAUGAUACCACAACCUGCGAGUCCAGGAGAAUUAAUUAAGGAGUUGGAAGAAACAAGUAACACUUAUUCUUCAAUACAGCAAGGAGUUUCUCUUUCAGAAUUUAGUUCACACAGUCAACAAGACAUGCAGAUUGAUGAAAGCUAUUAUACAGAAAAUCAAAUAUGUUGAAGACAAUCAAUAUCUACAUUACUAAUAGCCAUACCUUCUUUUCCAAUAUUAUAAAUAUA